GGGACUGUUGGAAGUGUGUCUCUUUAACCGUCCCUGAAGAACAUUGAAGCAGUUGUUGAGGUUGAAGAUGAUAAGAUAAUUAUUCCGCAGAAUUCAUUGAUUGAGGUGAACCAGUCUGGUCUCUUAAUGGAAACUUUAAUUGAUAUAACCCCUCGAGAUCCCAUUCCAAGUCCUUCUGUAGGACCUCUUGAUCCAGAAUGCGUCAAGGAAGGUCUGAUUGUAUGUGAUCGCCAAAAAAUUAGUGGACACCAAGGGGUGAGUUUGGAUGCACUAGUAGGGAUAUUUACCCGAAUUGGACGUGAAAUGGAGGAAAUUGGCAUAGCUAAUACAUACUCAUUAGCUGAACGAGUUGCUUCUGUUGUUGAAGAUGCGAAGCCACUACUCAUGAAGAUAGAAGCCAUGGCUGAAGAUGUUCAACCUUUAUUAUCCGAGGUUCGGGAUAAUGGUCUGCUUAAGGAAGUUGAUAAAUUAACUCGGAGCCUAACACAAGCCUCUGACGAUUUGAGGUGAAUUCUCAAGUCUCUUAUAGUCAU
This is a messenger RNA of Carica papaya (papaya), 533 nucleotides long. NCBI's taxonomy places the organism in Eukaryota, Viridiplantae, Streptophyta, Magnoliopsida, Brassicales, Caricaceae. The record is from RefSeq and is a predicted model, not a curated record.